AUGAACACAGGGUUUACUUUUCCCGCUGCGAGCAGCGACACAGCUGAUAAAGGAGCAGCAGAACAGCAGCAUGGAUUUAGAUUUCCGGUGACAGAGGAGGGCAAGCUCCCGGCCGAGGGGCUGAAGAUUGAUAUCCCGUCGGCGUUUGGGGGAGAGGGCGCGGAGGAGGAGGUCGCGGAACCGGGGACGCCACUAGAGGAGGCGGAGGACCCAGUGGCUGUGGUACCGGUAGCACCGUACGAAGACUACGUGGAACCGCCCACGAAGAGCGCGCACAUGCACCAGCUAUCAGACCCCGUUCCGACGGAGCCCAGCUCUGCGACUAGCAACCGGUCGUUUGGCCACGAGUACGCGAUGCAUAUGAGACAUAAGCUGGCUACUGAUUGGAAGAGCCCGUCUGAGUACGCGCUGCACAUUCUGUUUACGAAGUUUGUGCGACAUGCAGAGACGAAGCUGAACAUGUGUCUGCAACCGCCUCUGGAAUUCGAGCCAGUGAUCGUGGACAUACUGGGGGAAGGCGUGGAUCCCACGUUUGACAAGAUAAUUAGCUCGCUGGGGUACAUAUCGCGCAAGAACCCCAAGCCCGUCAUAGGCGCGAUGAUGUUCUGGCGAAAAACUAAGUCCGAGGUAGCUGCGGUAGCCGCUGAGAAUGUCGAAAAGCUGCUGCGUGAGUACGACCAGUAUCAGCAAGAGACGCACGGAACCGUGGAUCAACCGACACCCCCUCUGACUUUUCCAAAAUCUACCGCGCAGGGCGCGUCCUCGGGCCAGAGGUUAUCCCACAAGCGCAACAACUCCACGAAAUCGUCGAAAUCGUCUCGAUCUUCGAAUACCAUAUGCAUUGAUCCCAAAUUGCGCUCGUUAGACCAGCAGAUAGAGGUAGCCAAAGAGCUGGCCUUCCAAGCCGACAGAAAGUCACUCAUCAGCAUAUACAUACUGUGUUCAGUUCUGAUAGAAAUUGUGAAGCAGGUUCCGGACGAUGCGGAUAGCGACUUGAGCGAUAAGCUGGAAGAGAUAGUAUUCACUCAACUGAAGACAACUGAUCCGAUGUCGAUUUCUUCAAGCAUAAUAAAAUCUUCGAAUUGGAACGCCUUUGCCGAAUUACUGGGCUGCAUGUCAGAGAGAAAGUUCAUUUCGGUUAGUGACAGGUUCAUAGCAGAUCUAGAAAACAUUCCUUCCAUGGUUUCGCGCGAAAUGGAAUCUUCGAUACAUCUCCUCAUUUUGGGCAUGAGGUACCUAAAAUUACGAAAUUAUCCGCUAGAAGCGUUUGAGGAGAGCGCGGACUUCAUUAAGUCUAUCGCGAAAUUCUUUUCGCGGUCACAAAAUUUCUCUAUAAAGCUUGCUUAUGCCGAGGUCAUCACUCAAUUGCUACUACCUCUCGUCGGAUCUGUGACUGCUGAAGUUAACCACCCAACUUGGGUAGAGGCUAUGACUACUAUUUUGGCUACAUGCAAGAAGUUGAUGGCUGAUAGUAGGUACUGGGCUAGUUCUUUCAUGUUAACGGUUGCAGUUUUGUGUGUGUCACCUCAUGAACUAUUUGCCCAAAAUUGGAUGACCCUAGUUGAGAAAAACAUUUCGAAGAUUAAAUCUAAAAACCUAAACGACCUUAUUAUUUUUGCAGUCGGUCUCUCCAGACUAGUGUGGGUUUAUCUGUUCAGAUGCACUGAGACAUUGAACAAUACAGAACGGACUUUAAAACAGUUACUUGCUUCAUUCCUGAGUAACAAGAAAAAGGAUCUAUGGAUAACAGCGGACAUGGACUUGAUCAAUCCUUUAUGUGACGUGUUGGUCACCAUUGCUUACUUGUACCCAUCAUUCAUAUUAGAAACAUUCCUCAUACCGCUGGUUAAAAUGUCUUUCAACGGUAAUAGCCUGGACAAUUUGAAUUACGAAAAGUUACUUCUUGCAAUAAAUGCAUAUAGGGGAAUACUGCUAACUAAAGAGAGACCUGAAUUUCCUGAAAAUGAGAGCAGAUUCUAUGAAGUUUCUUUAAACAACAUUAGCUUCCCCACAAAUGCUGAUAUCAUGGCCGAUCAUGAAGAGUUAUGGAAAUAUUUUUACAGUUUGUUUCUACUGCUAGAUUCUUCAAUUGGAUCUGAGGUAUGGUCCCCAGAGAAUGAUCACCACCGGCAGGCCUCGACUCCGUUCUCUGGGAUUUCUUCCUUUAGCUUCAGCUUUGGUAACGACAACAACAGUAAUAGUAAUAAGCACAUGAAUGUGGCUAUUUUUGCAACGCUGAUUGAAACUAUACCAUGCUGCCUAUGUGUGUCGUCGAGUCUCCCAUUCAAGUCGACAAUUGAGAUAUUAGCCAGGAAUGCUGUCCAUGGUGACCUGUUAAUUGCCACAAGUGCUCGGAAUUCUUUGAAGGCGCUUGCUUCUAAGACGAAUCCCUAUACUCUUAUCACUUGGUUUGCCAAAUACUCUUUCGAUUUUGAUGAGAAAACUCAAUCGAGAUACACUUUGGCUUACCUAUCCUCUUCUGAAUAUGAAAACCUUCUCGUACUAUAUGUUGAACUACUGGAAUGCUGGUUAGAAAGUUUCAAGGCCGCGAAUAACGAGAAGAAACAACAAGAAACAGGGUUAGAUGGGAUCGAGUUACCGUUCAAGGACACUGACCCCAGUGAUGCUUCCGAAAAUGAAAAAAUAGAAUGGAAAAAUAUUGCCACUGUUAUCGAAGAUGUCGAAGGUAAUGGCUUAUUCUUCCUUUGCUCGCAUGAUCCUGCAGUUCGCCGGUUGGCUUUGCAGAUCCUAAAAAUAACCUCCAACUUUGACGAAGUUAUCCUAGAAAAAACAGGCAGAUUUGAGCGACAGCACUCUCGAACGAAAUCUACCUUUGUAGCUGAACGCGGUACACGUUUAAUUGACCUAUUGCAAACUUUGAACGUUGUGAAAUUACUUGAACCUGAGAAGGGGUAUCUGAGUGCAGCAGAGAAGGCGCGCUUGAAUAAGUUAAACAACAAAUUGAAGAACGGAACGCUUAUUAAAAUAUGCACAUCCGAAUAUGGUGUUGACGCUGCUUUAUGGCAACGCGUUUUCCCAAAACUUUUGAGUACUAUAUUCAUUUCUUCUCCUGUAACGAUGGCAUUGUGCAGGUCUAUUGUAUGCAUUCGUUUGGUCCAGAUUCAUGAGAUUAUUUUGUCAAUUGUGAACAACUCGUCUACUAAGUCAACUGAAUUUGUCCCAGAGACUGUCAAUCAAUGGAAGCUGUAUUUGAUUGUGGCAUGUACCUCUCUAACGUCUACAAAUGACCAAAAGCUUCAUAUUCCAUCUUCCGAUCGCUCCCAUGGUAGGAACAAAAGCCAACAAAUAUUUACUGUUCAACAUCAAAAGAUAAAAUCGGCUACUUCAGUAUUCAAGAUGGUACUCCCUCUUUUGAAUUGUAAACAGUCUUUUAUUAGGGAUGCUAUAAUUAUUGGCCUCAGCUCCAUGAAUGUCAAUAUAUACAAAGCUUACAUCCAAAGUAUUGAGAGGCCGCUGGUAUCGUGGAAGUUAGAUGACAAUAAAAACCUCAUGAGAGUUGAAAUGAUGCAUGUCUUGGUUAUUUUAUCACCAUUCCUGGAGCACAGUUUGAUAGCAAAUGAUGAGUGGAUAUUAAGAAAGCUUUCUCUAUUAUUGAAAGAGACUAAACAGUUCCUUGAGUCAAAGCAGGUCCAAACGUCUUUUACAUAUCAGUCAUUGCGCCGUUAUUUUGCAGGUUUUGUUGCGAGUUUCUUCAAUGCGGUAAAACACCAUGCCCUCAGAGACGAACUAUUCCCAUUCGAGGCCAGAGCAUCUUGUUUUAAUUUCUUGCGAGAAUGGUGUGGACAUGGUCAGUACUCUGAGAUAUCAAAGGAGCGGUAUGCUAUAAUGUUCCAACAGGAGGAGAAGAACAGAACGCUCUUUGCUGCUGCAAUGGAGUUUCAACGCUCAAAGCUCGAAAGCGUAAGUUUGGAAAGUAUGAUUAUCUUGUGUUCUGACACAAUCACCAAAGUUAUCAACGAUGGGGACAACUCUAUUCAGAUAUCGUUUGAUACAACAGGUUUGUUAUACUGGAUAGACUCUUUAUUGAAUUCCGACACCGAGAAGGUUAGGCUUCUUGGUGUUCGGGCACUCAAGAAGUUGCUGGAAAACAACAUGGAUAAUAAAAGACUAUAUUCGGACGUUUUGGCGCAAUGUGCUAUUCCAACAGACGAUGCUGUCGUCCGUACCUAUUACUAUAAUACGCUUUGCGAAUGCCUCUUGCAAAUGAAUGAUAUUAACUUGCCCGAGGAUGACCUAAUAGCACUCGGUUUGUAUGGUAUCAUUAGUGACCGAAAGGAAAUGAGGUCCAAUGCGAUUGAUGUGCUAUCAUUGGUAGAAACUGCAAUUCAUAAUUCCUCUUACGCAAAAGUUUUCAAAGAGAGGUUGGCAAAUGAAUCUAAAACCGUAUACAAAUCUACCGCGAAGGAAAUAUCGAAUGUUUUUGCAGAGCUGCCCUCACAAGAGAUGCGACUGCAGUUAUUUUCUAAGAUGGCAAAACGGUUUUCAGUACUAUCUUCGGAGUUGAAGCAAGAUAUACUCAUUUUGUUACUUCCCUGGGUUCAUAAAUUCGUGCUGAAAUCUUUCGAUGAUGUUGACACUUAUAUGGUUCUAACUAAUUUGGUUGCCAUGACCAUUGAAGCAAACUCUCGAUAUCCAAUGGAGAUCGAACAGCUGUGGAUCUCUUUGGGAAAGGGAAACGCAUUCCAGAAUAUUCACGUUGCCCUGGAUUACAUAAUGGCAACAUCUGUGGCUUAUUGUAAUCCGGAAUAUGUCAGAAGGGCGAUGGAUAUCGUCCUUUAUCUCGCUAAUGUUCCUGGGGGAAUAGGUGUGGUAGAUAAUCUGAUGAAAAAUUUGAAACCAAAGCAUAUGGUUCCAAAUAGAAAAUCAAAUCCAACAUUCCCUGAACUUGGUGAGAGAUAUGUUUUUGUUGCACAUAUUCCCAAACUUCUCAAAUUUAACGGCAAGGAUGUUAUGUUCUCUAAAGCUCAGUUAUCUGUCAUCUUCCUCGUCAAUUUAUUGACGAUUCCGAAUGAGGCGUUGGAAUCGAAGUUGCCUCUUCUACUUCAUAUAUGUGUGUCUUUCUUGGAUCACUACGUUCCGAUAAUUCAAGAGAGCGCUUCAAAACUAUUAUGUGAUUUGAUAUAUGGCCUUGCACCUACUCAUCCUAAAUCUGCAGAAACGGUGCAACUAAUUAAAAGUCGGAACGGCUUAUGGUCUUACGAUAAUUUCCUGAAGGAUAAAAGUGCUGUAAGAUCACCAAAACAAAUGGAUUAUUUGAUUCGGAAUAUUGUGGAUAUUUUCAGCCACGUGGAUUCAUUAGCGAUUAACUGGCAACGGACAGCUUUGAAGUGGGCCACAUCUUGUGCGGUGAGGCAUAUUGCAUGUCGUUCUUUUCAGGUGUUUAGGUCUUUAUUGAUAUUCCUGGAUCAGGAAAUGUUGAGAGAUAUGCUACACCGUUUAUCUAAUACAUUGGCUGAUGAAAACGCAGAUAUUCAAGGCUUUGCGAUGCAGAUAUUAAUGACGUUAAAUGCGAUAACAGUCGAAUUGGAUGCAUUAAAACUGAUUGACUUUCCCCAAUUGUUUUGGUGCGUGGUCGCUUGUUUAGGGAGCGUACAUGAACAGGAGUAUAUUGAGAGCUUGAAUACGCUUUCAGUAUUUGUAUCAAAAAUUGACUUAGACUCACCAGAUACAGUUCAAUGUUUAACAGCCAUUUUCCCAUCUAAUUGGGAGGGCAAAUUUGAGGGGUUGCAAAAAAUCAUUCUGACCGGUUUACGCUCAUCAGAUUCAUGGGAAAUCUCUUUGGAUCUUCUUGACCGUUUAAAUUUGCUUUAUGAUUGUCAGAUUACUGCAGAGCCAGAUACAAGAUUACUUUUUGCUCUUCUCGCAAACUUGCCCCGCUUUUUACAAGCAAUGGAUACUAAGAAAUUCGGUGGUAAAAUUAAAACAGCAUGUUCAUCAAUUAUUUCGUUGGCUAAUGCUUCUGACCAGCCUUCUCUAGCAAGGUUAGUUGACUCUCUUCAAAAAAAUAAGUUCCGUUCGAAGAAAGAUUUCAUGAGCCAAAUUGUAAGCUUUAUCUCACGGAAUUAUUUCCCCAAUUACUCUGCUGAUACACUAGUGUUCCUGCUAGGUCUACUAUUCAAUAAGAUAGGUUGGAUUAAAGUUCAAACUAUGGAAAUCUUAAAGUUUAUUUUUCCCUUGGUGGAUUUGACACGUCCCGAGUUUACUGGCGUUGGUGCGGACUUAAUUUCUCCUUUACUAAAACUGUUAUUGACGGAGUAUGAACUGCAGGCGCUGGAGGUUCUAAAUUCUGUGCAGAAUGUGUCUGGUAGCAAACUAGAUAAAGAGGUACUGAGGAUAAGCAUGGGAAAUAAAGAUGCGAAAAAUUUUUACGCAAAGACAGCUACACUGUUCGGAAUUCCUGACGAAAGUGGAUGGUCGAUUCCGAUGCCCUCAGUAGCCGCAGCUACAACUAGGCACAACGUCCACGCAGUUUUUACUACUUGUUCUGUACCGGUAUAUGGUGAGCCGGCAGAUCCAGAAGCGGAAAAGCUGGAUGAUAUCCUUGAAUUUCAUGCAGAUGGUGGAUAUGGUCAAUAUUCCGGUGAAGUAACCGAUAAUAUUUCAGUCGCGGAGGAAAAAGAGGCCACAUUAAGUCUGAUGUGGGCCGAAUUAGAUAAUUUGGACAGUUUUUUCACCAAGGAAGCUGCAGCGGUACCUGAGUCAGACCUAGAAUCGCUAGAUUCGAAGAAUCCGCAGCAUACGCCAUCUAAUUCUAUGGAUACAGCUACAUUAGAGAACAUUGGAGGUCUGGAGGCUACGCAUCGUUUGUAUGAUAAAAAGGUUUCAAAAAUUCUUAACCGUACGCUGACCAGAACUCCAUCGAAUCUAUCCUUUAAAGCUAACUUGGCUGACUCAUUUGGCAACAAUCUAAAUGAUGGACUUUCAAGUACUGGAAAUAUGCGAUCGACGUAUCGAACGUCAAUAUAUGGUUCACGGCACGACAUGAUACCGCAGACCCUAAAGUCACCCCAAUCUACUCGUUCUCCAACGCACGGCAUGCUUGGCCACAUGUCACCAAGCAGAACGCGCGUGCCGGACUCUCCCCAAGAAAGUCUGUUCCGAUUUGAAGGUUUAUUACGAAACCCUCAUAAGAAUAAGAAGAAGUGGUUACAGCAGCAGCAGCAGCAGCAGCUUUUAGCGCAAACGAUCCAAGAGCAGGUCCCCUAUUGA
This is a messenger RNA of Eremothecium gossypii ATCC 10895, 7230 nucleotides long. RefSeq names its product Tao3p (gene TAO3). The transcript has a single exon. Gene Ontology annotation, cellular component: site of polarized growth; cell cortex. The coding region runs from base 1 to 7230 and encodes 2409 amino acids. Lineage: Eukaryota; Fungi; Ascomycota; Saccharomycetes; Saccharomycetales; Saccharomycetaceae. The record is from RefSeq and is marked provisional. Gene Ontology annotation, biological process: cell morphogenesis.